Molecule: messenger RNA, 6858 nt
Organism: Brassica rapa (field mustard)
Lineage: Eukaryota; Viridiplantae; Streptophyta; Magnoliopsida; Brassicales; Brassicaceae
Product: pollen receptor-like kinase 3
Biological process (GO): protein phosphorylation
Molecular function (GO): ATP binding; protein binding; protein kinase activity
Source: RefSeq, a predicted model, not a curated record
CCUACCCCAUGCAAGAAGAGGAGACAAAUUGUUGGACGUAAGAUCCUCGAUUCAACUCCACAGAUGCCAGAUCAGUGAAAAUCCAAGCUAAUCCCGUCGAUUUGUGGUCGGUUCUCCAAGAGGCGUCGGUGUUGCAGUAGAUCUCAUGUUCGAUGAGGGCAUAUGGUUGUGGAGGAAAAGGAAUCAUAGGGCGUGGGGAAGAGUGAAACGAUUGGGCAGAUUCCCAUUCUUUGAGUGCUAAAAUUGCUUUAAGAAAAGUUUCAUGGGGGAUUGGGAUCGACUGUCGAAGAUGAGUUGGUUCCUUGAAUUCCAUAGUGUCCAACAGAUCCAAGGGAAGGUGUUUCCAGUGAAGCCAUAUGGUGAGAGAGGAGUCAACGCUAGGGAUUCACAGAGAAUAUCAAAAAAACUCGAGGCUUGAAAGGCGUUUAACGGGGAGUUCCACGGACCUUGGCUCCACACAUCUUUGGCGAAUUGGCAAUGGAAGAGAAUGUGAGAGAUAGAUUUUUCUUCUCCGCAUCUAGGACAGUUUGUGUUGGAUAAAAUGCCUCUCAUGCGAAGGUUAUCGCCUGUUGGGAAAGCUUGGUUUCCCACUUUCCAAAGAAAGAACUUCUGUUUUGGUGAAAGGGGAGGAUUCCAAAUAAGUUGCUUCCAGUUACGUGUAUUCCCUGUCAAGAGUCUUUGAAUCGAUUGGUAUUUUUGUUAUUGGAUGGAGUAGUAACCUGAUUUUGCUGUGUACAUUCCAGAUUUGUUGAGGGGCCAGAUGAAGGAGUCUCGAGCGCUUAGGACAAUUGGUCUUAGCGUCAUGAUCAUCGAGGAGAGCUCAGGUAAUAAAUUAUCAAUAAGAGCUUUGUUUCACUCUUUAGUUUUUUGGUGAGAAUGUCUGAUACCAUUAAAUCUUUAUAUUUUAUUGAUACAGGACCAAAAAGUUUGAUGUUAGCUUCAGGACAUAUCCAGAAAUCAGACCAAAGGGAAGUGGUCUCACCAUUACCCACUGCUUUACUCAAGUGGUUCAGUAGGAGGUCUCGGCCUAGCAGAAUACUUCUCUACCCAUGUGAGGUGGUCGUUGGAGUCUUGAAUUUUAAAAAGGAGGUUUUGCUGUAGUAUUUUCCAGCAAAAUUUUAGCUAAAAGACUAUAUGGGUUCGUGAUUAGCCUCCAUUCUAUUUUUACCGUCUAAAACAUAAAAAAAAAAUUAUAUUCAUAAUUUAUUAUAUCAAUUUUUGAUAUUUUAAAAUUUUAUAUAAAUUUUUGUACCUAUAAUUAGUAUUUCUGAGUUUUAGCCCAAAAAUAAAACACAGGUUACAUAUUUUCCACUGUAAUACAGUAAUAAAUUAAUAAUAAUGAAUUCUAAAUAUUAUAAUAAUGGUUAAUCGUCUUAUCAAUUUAUCUUUACUCUGAUGGUUAAGAUUAGCUGAUGAAAAAAAAAAGAUUAGCUAAAAUAUUCUAAUUUAUUUGAUAUUGAUGGGCGAUCAAUAUAAGUUUAAUAAAAGAAUUUGUUUUGUCACGUAAGAAUUAAUAAAUGAAUCAUACAUGAAUUCGUCUAAUUCUAAACCAAACCAACGGUUCGUUACACUUACAAGUUACAACUUCCGGCACGUUUUCCUUACGGCUGCAGCGAAAUGUAAACAGAAAAUAAAAUUUGAAAAGAAAGAGAAAAAAGGUUGACGGCGACGUUAGUGGAAGGCGUUAACGAAUUGUCCUCAUCAAAUCGUCGGGUCCCGAAAGUACUACUAUUUACGAUAUUGGUGGUGGCAUUUUCGUUAUUAAAUACAUAACCAAGGGUGUUACACAAGCCAUAGUCCGCGUCGGCUGAUGGCCGUUUAUAAAUGCAAUAGUGGAACCCAUUUGCCACUAGUUACCAGUCGAACUUGUAUUCUGUAAAUCGACGAAUACUUAUCCCCGACAGAGUUUUUGGCACGUGAAAAAUCUGUUCUGUGACUGGAUGCAACCACGUGUCAAAAUCUUACGGUAGACCCAUAUCGGUCCAUGAUCUGAGUUUUUCCCCUUUUUAAUUUUAAAAUUUUUAAAAAGGCUUCAACUAUUUCCAAAAUUAUUGUUUUCUUUAAACUGGGACUCUCUUUAGGUUGAGGAUCAGCUCUUAUAUGACGCUUAUAUGACGUAAUGUAAAACAAUCUUUCCAACGUAAAUCGAAUUAAGAGCACAAAAGAAUCAAUUUCUUGUAAGAAACCACUAAUUGUUGCUAAAAGUGAACGUUUUUUCACCAUAGCACAACCGUGCAUUAGUUACAAUUUCACUAGUAUAUCAAGAGUGUAAUGAGAUAUCUGAAUAAUUGACAUGUAGACCUUUCUGUUUGAUGUAUGUGUUUUUGAGAAAAUUCAACUGCUCAAGAGUUUUGCUUAGUCCUAAAUCCUAAUAUGUUUUUUUUUUUUUGCUCAAUUAAGGUUAUCCUACGACAAAGUUAAAUUUUAGUCGUUUUGUUUAAUGAAGGUGUGCGUUGAAUUUUCGUUAAAAUAAGUUCCAGCACCAACAACAAGAAACUAAAGAAUUUAACAUGUAUGAGACGUCAAAAUAUCAUAUAACAAAUGUCGUAGACGAUAGUGCCAAGAAGAAUAAAAUCAUAUUCAACACAACUUGCAAGAUUUUUUAAUGAGAAUACAAUACCUUGAACUUUGAAGAGUAUACCAUAUAAUGCACAUCUACAGUUGAACAACAUCUCGAGUCUAUAUAUAAUAAUAUAUACAUAAACAUAAUAUAUGUUUUUAGUGAUGCAAUGCAAUAUAGAAGCAUUCAAGCAGUGCUUCUUUUGCUACACAAGACCAUAGCAAUAUUUUACAUGACGAUCCCUAUCUAUGUUACACUCCUGUAGCUAAGGUAAUCCAAAAAUAAAUAAAAUGACUGCAGAUCGUAUAAUAUACAAAUUUAUGUGAUGUCUGAUAAGCAAUGUUUGUAAAUGUUACCAUUGGUCCAUUUGACGUUUCAUUCAUAUAUAGCUACGUCAUUCAUAUACGUUGCAAAUGGUUAUAUGUUGAAAUAUAAUGUAAACAGUCAUUUGCAUUAAUGUGUGACGGCGAAAUAGAGCUUUGCGUUUCCAUCGUUAGUUCGUUACCCAAUGGAAGUAGGUCCGUUACAAACUUUUUUUUCUUUUUGCAAAAAUGUCCGUUACAAACUUACAACUAGUGAUAAAGCAAACCGAAUCUGACACCGACAGAUACUUUGAAUGUGAACAACAAAAAAUUGGAACUUCUUCACAGGCUUCAUACGGAAUGUUAGAAACGAAAAGCAUGUUUUUGAAACACAUUCUGGUCCCGAGUAUUCAUUGAACAAGUUAUUUAUUUAAAUUUUGUUUUAAAAAUACAAUCUGGGCACUAAAUAUUUAGCAUUUUGAAAUGCACGUAUAACAAAACUAUUAUUUACACAAAUGCAAGUUCUCCAAAAAAGUUAAAAAAAAAAUAAUUGUAAAACCAAACUUCAAUAUGAUUAUAGUUUCUUAGAUCAAGUUUGGGCUUGGACACUAACAUCAAAUGGUAGCCAUAUGGGCUACUAAAAUGCAUAGGCAUCUAGUAUUCGUAAUUGCUUUUGCCAUUCUCAAUUUUGACUCUUUCAACGACCAUUCGCGCCAUAAGCUCUUUAUCCCCUCUCAUUCAAUGGAUUACAAAUGACAAAGAAAAAGAAAAGACAGAGCGAGAAACAAGACAGGAACAAAGAAAAUUAGUAAAUCACAUCAGCAAAAAAAAAAGGAGAACUAUUUUGGUUAUUACGGAAAAAAUUAAACAACUUUUUUAGAAUUCCGGCGGCCUAGCACCUGUUAAGUAAAUGGCCGUGGCCUGGCUAAUUUGGCCGCUCAUGCUAUCUCUCACAGCACUUUCUGCUAACUCGUUAACCGAAGCAGAAGCAUUGCUGAAAUUCAAGGAAUCACUAACAAACACCAAGUCUCUCGAUUCUUGGACAUUAGAUUCAGAACCUUGCGGAGGAACACAACGAUGGUUCGGAUUGCUAUGCAACAAAAACUCUGUUUUUGGUCUCCAAAUCGAACAAUUGGGUCUCACAGGAAACAUUGACGUUGCACCCUUAGUCGACCUACCCGGUUUACGCACCAUAAGCAUAAUGAACAACUCCUUCUCCGGUAAAAUACCAGAGUUUAACCGAUUAACCGCUCUGAAAUCGAUUUACUUAUCAAACAAUCGGUUUUCUGGUGAUAUCCCUCCUGAUUAUUUCACAAGAAUGCUUUCCCUUAAGAAAUUGUGGCUGUCGAACAACGAGUUCUCAGGCCACAUCCCUCUCUCGCUGGCCACUACAUUACCAAAACUGAUGGAGCUACACCUCGAAAACAAUCAAUUCACUGGGAUAAUACCGAAUUUCACCCAACCGGGUUUAGCUGAUGUCAAUCUCUCAAACAAUCGGCUAACCGGAGAAAUCCCACCCGGUUUGUCAAGAUUCAAGGCGAGCAGUUUCGCGGGAAAUUCUGACCUUUGUGGUGCAGAGCUAGCAACAACUUGCACGCAGCCGGGAAUUUCGACUGCAUCGAUCUCAGCAGACGGAGACAAGAAAGAUGAGUACAAGAGCAAAUACUACAUAGCAUUCGGUACCCUAGGCAUCCUUUUAAUCCUUAUCAUAUUCUUCUUAUUCUUCCUAAAGAAGAGGAGGACGAGUAUGCUUCGUACCUCUGAACAAGACAACAACGAGGAUCAACAAAUUCAGGUAACUGUUGACGGAUCAAGAACUGGAGCGUCGAAGCAUGGUACGCCGAGUAGUUUCCGCGAACUGAGGACAGAUUUGGUGAUGGUGAACAAAGAAAAAGGUGUUUUCGAUUUAGACGAGUUACUAAAAUCAUCAGCUCACGUCCUCGGAGCUCCCAACGGCCAGCCUAACAGCGGGGGAAGCGUGGGAUCCGCGUACAAGGCGGUGAUCGCGAGCGGAGUCAAGGUGGUAGUGAAGCGAGUGACAGUGAUGAAUGAAGUGAGUAUAGGCGUAUUCGCACAAGAGAUCAAAAACCUAGGAAGCUUGCGUCACAAGAACAUACUAACGCCCCUGGCUUACCAUUCCAGGCGAGACGAGAAGCUACUAGUAUUCGAAUUCAUCCCUAAUCUAAGCUUGCUUCACCGAUUACGCAGCGAUCAAAGCGAGGAGGAUUCGCAACUAAACUGGCCUUCACGGUUUAAAAUCAUUCAAGGAAUCGCGAGAGGGAUGUGUUACCUCCACAGAGAGUUAUCGUUUCUAACCUUACCUCACGGAAACCUAAAAUCGAGCAACGUAUUCCUCGCCGAAGACGGCGAGCCGCUGAUCUCCGAGUUCGGUCUCCAGAGAUUGAUCAACCCCGACGCUCAAUCCCAAUCCCUCGCCGCGUAUAGCUCUCGCGACGCAACCGUCUCUGCGAAAUCCGACGUUUAUAGUUUCGGAGCCGUGGUGUUUGAGAUCUUGACGGGGAAGUUCCCGACGCAAUACGGGGGAUUGGAUCCGGCCGGUGGCGGGAAUCUGGCGGAGUGGAUUGGCGCCGACGUGGAUCUGCUGCAUCCGACGGUUGUAACUGCCGCUCGCGGUGAUAAAAUGGCGUGGGAUGAGAUAGAGAAUGUUUUGCGGAUCGGUGUGAGGUGUAUCGGAGAAGAUCCAGAUCGGCGACCGAGUAUGAUUGAAGUCGUUGAGGAACUAACGAUGGAUGAUUCUAGCGACGACUUCAUUUCUAUAGAAACUUAGCUUCACCGUUGAUUCUGGGAUUCGAUGAAUUCCAACCGUUAGAUUCAUGUAGCACCAUUUUUUUUGUUUUCAUUCUCUUUUCUUUAAAUUUAUAUAUGAUGAAAAAAAUAGCCGAGGUUUACUUGUAACAAAAGUUUGUUUUAACGUUUUGGGCAUAUAUGUGAUGGAUGCUCGAUGUAGUUUUUUUUUGUACGCUAAUAGUAUACAAACAAAAAAUAAUAGCAUGACAAAGGUGAAUAUUAACUUGUAUUGCCUGGACCAAGGUCAAUGUAUUUGAAAAAAAAAUUCAGCUAAUUUGAUUCCUAAUACAAUAUAUAUUACCAUGUAAUAAGGUUAAAUACAAUACAUACAUGAAGUCCAAAUAGUUUUGGCAAUGAUCAUAAUCAAGUUAAAUGAAAGUGUAACACCGCCACGGAUUGACAAUGUGAUUUUCUGUGCAUUUGCAUGUUAACAACAUAUGUUCUGCAGUCUGCAGAAAACUAAGCCAAAUAUUGCCAUGGAUUUUUUUUUGUGCUCUAUUUAUUAUAAACGAUUAGCCAUGGAUUUUUUUUAUGUUUUUCGUCUUUUCAGCUCUCCAUUGCUUACAGACACUGGAAGACAAUGUCAAGACGAAGCUACAUUAGUGUCGCCACGAGAAACAAUUUGUUCUUUGCUCCUUUUCGAAAGCUAUAUGCUUAAUUCGAAAAUGUUGAUUUUAUAAAUCCCUGGAGUACAUUUACCGUGAUGUGUUCACUUACGUGCUGCCUCUUUUAUUUUAAAGUGUUCCAAAUGAAAUAUUUAAGUAUUCCAAUUUAAGUUUAGUGUAAAAUCAUCUUAACCAUUAGUGAUACCAUUGAAAAUGUAUGUUCCCAGUAGUUCUAGUAAUAAAAAGGUGUUCUUAAAUGAAAGCUGAGAGAGAAUGUGUAGCCGUCGGCAAAAAGACAAUGUGUAAAUAAGAUACCAAAUCAAUACUGUAUUAUUUUUUCAAAUUGCUACUUCUUUUCAAAUUACUCCAAGAUUUUUUUUUUGUUAGCUUUCUAGGGAUUUCUAAAAUCAACAUUUAAGAGGAUAAUUAUUUUAUAACUAGUCAUUGACUAAAAUUAAAAACGAAAUAGUAAAUUGUUAACAAAUAAAUGAAAACCUAACGGUGGGCAUUUAAAAUUAACGUUUUCCACUCAUUUUUAACUGUUGAUUAUUUUAAUCGUAAUUAUUAGAAUAUACGGAUAUAA